This is a messenger RNA of Austrofundulus limnaeus, 1283 nucleotides long. It is a transcript of the gene slc2a9l1, whose product is annotated as solute carrier family 2 member 9, like 1. Gene Ontology annotation, biological process: dehydroascorbic acid transport. Gene Ontology annotation, molecular function: D-glucose transmembrane transporter activity. Gene Ontology annotation, cellular component: plasma membrane. Lineage: Eukaryota; Metazoa; Chordata; Actinopteri; Cyprinodontiformes; Rivulidae. The record is from RefSeq and is a predicted model, not a curated record.
GCACCUCAGACUCAAGGCAACGCUCUGCUCCUCAUCAUCAUCCUGGGAAUCGGAGGCAGCUUCCAGUCUGGUUAUCACAUUACAGGACUGAGUUCUCCCUCACCUUAUAUUCAGCGCUUCAUCAACCACAGCUGGUGUGAGCGAUACAACAAGCCUCCACCUCCACAAACGGUCACCAUGAUAUGGUCCCUCGUUGUCUCCAUGUAUGCUGUCGGUGGACUCCUCGGUGCCGUCAGCGUUAAGUUCUUCUCAUGGAGGCUUGGAAGAAAAAGAACAAUGAUCUGCAACGGCUUCAUCUCCAUCGUCGGGGCAGUUUUCAUGCUUACAAGCAGACAGGCCAAAUCCUUUGAAAUGAUCAUUGUUGCAAGGAUCCUGUUUGGUUACUCAUCAGUGAGAUCCUCGGUCGUCAGGAGCUAUGGGAUGUUGUCCUCUGUGUUCCUGCAUGUUUCUCUGUGAUUCUGGUUCUGACGCUCCCUUUUCUUCCUGAGGCUCCAAGAUAUUUAUUCAUAGACAAAGGAGACGAUAAGGCAUGCAAAAGUGCUCUCCAGAGUCUGUGGGGCAAAGGUGAGUACAAACAGGAAAUGGACGAGAUGUUGAUCGAGCAGACGGCUCUUCAAGCAGUUCCACCAAAGACCGCCCUGCAGCUGCUGAGGGACAGGACCCUCCGAUGGCAGCUCAUCACCAUGGCCACCAUCUACAGCUGCAGCGAACUGUCAGGCAUAUCCGCGAUCGGCACCUUCUCGUUCGACAUCUUCCUGAGGGCGGGCAUWCCAAAAAACAAGAUCCGCUACAUCUCUCUCGGUCUUGGAGUGUCUGAAAUCAUCACCUCCCUCUUCUGUGGUCUUCUUAUUGAGCACACGGGGAGGAGGCCGCUAUUCUGGGGAGGUUAUGGUGYCAUGGCUGCGUCCUGGGUGUUGGUCACCAUCACGCUUAACCUGAAGGGUUUAGGCUCCUGGGUUUCAUAUGUUACUACUAUUCUGAUCAUCCUCUUCAUCAUCUUUUUCCGUGGAGGACCUGGAGCAGUCACAGCCACUCUCAACAGUGAGCUCUUCAUCCAGUCCGACCGGCUGGCAGCUUUCGUCGUCAUGGGGCUGCAGCGCUGGUUCUUGUUCGCAGUGCUGGGACUAAUCUUUCCCUUCCUCAUUAAUGCUCUGGAUUCUUACUGCUUCCUGCUGUUCAGCUGUGUGUGUGCGCUGGGCAGCCUUUAUACCUUCUUCAUUCUGCCUGAAACUAAAGGCAAGACCCUGCUGGAGAUCUCUGAGGAGUUUAAAACCAUCACCGUC